This is a messenger RNA of Anolis sagrei ordinatus, 1636 nucleotides long. It is a transcript of the gene CREB1, whose product is annotated as cAMP responsive element binding protein 1. Gene Ontology annotation, cellular component: nucleus; ATF4-CREB1 transcription factor complex. The record is from RefSeq and is a predicted model, not a curated record. Lineage: Eukaryota; Metazoa; Chordata; Lepidosauria; Squamata; Anolidae. Gene Ontology annotation, molecular function: DNA-binding transcription factor activity, RNA polymerase II-specific; protein binding; cAMP response element binding. Gene Ontology annotation, biological process: regulation of transcription by RNA polymerase II.
CUCCCUUGCCUUCCCCUCCGUCGGCCGCUCUGCUUGCCUGCCUGCCUUGCCUUGCCUUCCCCGCCUGGCCUUGCUGUCGCCGGCGCUGGGAGAGCCGGAGCGAGCGAGCGAGCGGGCGCGUGGUGUGUGUGUCCUGUGAGUGACGCGGCGGAGGUGUAGUUUGACGCGGUGUGUUACGUGGGGGAGAGAAUAAAACUGCGGCGAGAGCCUCGGCGCGAACGAAAGCAGUGACGGAGCAGCCUCUGGCCGGUAACUAAAUGACCAUGGAAUCUGGUGCAGACAACCAGCAGGGUGGAGACGCAGCUGUUACAGAAGCAGAAAAUCAACAAAUGACGGUACAGCCACAAAUAGCAACAUUAGCCCAGGUAUCUAUGCCAGCAGGUCACGGAACAUCUUCUGCUCCCACUGUAACCUUAGUACAGCUCCCCAACGGGCAGACGGUUCAAGUCCAUGGUGUUAUUCAGGCUGCCCAGCCAUCGGUGAUUCAGUCUCCACAAGUCCAGACAGUUCAGAUAUCCACCAUUGCAGAGAGCGAAGAUUCACAGGAAUCAGUAGACAGUGUCACAGACUCCCAGAAACGCAGGGAAAUUCUCUCCAGGCGACCUUCAUACAGAAAAAUCUUGAAUGACUUAUCCUCAGAUGCCCCGGGCGUGCCAAGGAUUGAAGAAGAAAAGUCUGAAGAGGAGGCAGCAGCACCUGCCAUUACUACUGUCACCGUGCCAACUCCAAUUUACCAAACAAGCAGUGGGCAAUACAUUGCUAUCACCCAGGGCGGUGCAAUCCAGUUAGCCAACAAUGGCACAGAUGGAGUCCAGGGCCUGCAGACUCUGACCAUGACCAAUGCUGCUGCAACCCAGCCUGGUACCACCAUUUUACAGUAUGCCCAGACCACGGACGGACAACAGAUUCUUGUACCCAGCAACCAGGUUGUUGUACAAGCUGCCUCAGGAGAUGUCCAGACUUACCAAAUCCGCACUGCACCCACAAGCACCAUUGCCCCUGGUGUCGUCAUGGCAUCGUCCCCAGCCCUUCCCACCCAGCCUGCAGAGGAAGCAGCACGAAAGAGAGAAGUCCGUCUAAUGAAGAACAGGGAAGCCGCACGCGAGUGCCGCCGGAAGAAAAAGGAAUAUGUCAAAUGUCUAGAAAACAGAGUGGCUGUGCUUGAAAACCAAAACAAGACAUUGAUUGAAGAACUGAAAGCACUUAAGGACCUUUAUUGCCACAAAUCGGAUUAAUUUUAGAUCCCCAUUUUUUGGCUCGUUAGUGCAGGAGAAAGACUGGUUUGAUGACAGCCAGAAAGACAAAGUGAACUUUUAAUUUUCUAAACAUUUCUGUUGUUUUUUUUAUCUACGCGCAAAACUGCCUGAAAGCAACUGCAGAAUUUAAUUCGUCUGUGCUUUGCAUUAAACUGUGAAUGUUGAGACACCUGCCUCCACUUCCCCCUUCCCUGCCCCCAGAUUAUUUUCAUCGCUAGUGUGAAGAGAAAAUAUUGACUUCCUCACCUCCCAUCCUCUUCACGGAAUGAGCAUGUUCACUUCCAAAGUUAUUGGAUGAGGCAAUAUGCUGUAAGGAUUUCAAGAUGUAGCGUACUGCACUUGCCGGAAAGCCCCAGAGAAGCAGUCUCUGCUCUGAAGUA